UAGAAUCCCAGAUUCCCCGUUUUUAGUUACCUCCGCUCGGCGCAAACCCUCCCUCGCCGCCGCGUCUCCCGAGAUGGCCGGCGGCGGCGCCUCCCCCUCGCCGGUGGCCGCCUCGGCGGCCCCCGUGCAGGUGCGCUGCGCCGGCUGCCGCGGCGUCCUCGCCGUGGCUCCAGGCAUGACGGAGUUCAUCUGCCCCAAGUGCCGCAUGGCGCAGCGCCUCCCCCCCGAGCUCAUGCCCCCUUCCCCGCCCAAGGCCUCCCCUACUCCGCCGCCGCCGCCUCCCCCUCCGCCUGCGCCUCCCGCUGCCCCUCUACCUCCUCCUCCGCCUCCGCCUCCUCCUCUUCCUUCCCGCCGCUCAGCCCCGCGGGCGCAGGGGGUGGACCCCACGAAGAUCCAGCUGCCCUGCGCGCGCUGCAAGGCCAUUCUCAAUGUGCCCCAUGGCCUCGCCCGCUUCCGCUGCCCCCAGUGCGACGUCGACCUCGCCGUCGACCUCUCCAAGCUCCGCAAUUUCCUCGCCUCCGCCGGUCCAGGCUUCGCCCCGCCUCCGCUGCCGCCGCCACCUCCUCCGCCGAUGCCACCCGUCCCACUGCCGCACAUGCCCUUCCUUCCGAUGAUGCCACAAGUCCCGGUGCCGAUGCCGCCGAUGCCGCCACCCACGGAACUGCCUGAGGAGAUCAAUGAGGUUGCAGUUGAUGUUGAGCGUGAGGAAGAUGAAGGUGGUACUGUUGGGGAAACUUUUAUGGACUAUAGGCCUCCCAAGCUAUCUCUUGGUCUUCCUCAUCCAGACCCUGUAGUAGAAACUUCAUCUUUGUCUGCAGUGCAACCUCCUGAACCUACAUAUGACUUGACUAUUAUGAAUGAAUUGGAAGAGACCAAAGUGUUGUCUUGCUUACAAAUUGAAACAAUUGUGUAUGCUUGUCAGAGACACCUUCAUCAUCUGCCUACUGGUGCUAGAGCAGGCUUCUUUAUUGGUGAUGGAGCUGGUGUUGGUAAAGGCCGUACGAUUGCUGGAUUGAUCUGGGAAAAUUGGAAACAGGGAAGGCAUAAGGCAUUGUGGAUUUCCAUUGGUUCAGACCUGAAAUAUGAUGCUCGUAGAGAUUUGGAUGAUGUUGGUGCAAAAUAUGUGGAAGUGCAUGCUUUAAACAAGCUACCAUAUUCUAAGAUAGAAUCUAAGGCCGUUGGGAUUGCAAAUGGAGUUAUUUUUGUAACUUAUAGUAGCUUGAUAGCAUCCUCUGAGAAAGGCCGUUCCCGUUUGCAGCAGUUGAUAGAGUGGUGUGGAUCUGAGUUCGAUGGUCUUCUAGUGUUUGAUGAGUGCCACAAAGCAAAAAAUCUGAUUCCCGAGGCAGGGAGCCAACCUACUCGCACUGGUAAAGCAGUUCUUGAGAUCCAGGAAAUGUUACCUGAAGCUCGGGUGGUUUACUGCUCAGCAACUGGUGCAUCAGAGCCUCGAAAUCUGGGCUACAUGGUUCGCCUUGGUCUCUGGGGAGAUGGAACAUCAUUUCAGAAUUUUCAGAAGUUUCUAGGUGCUCUCGAGAAAGGUGGUGUGGGUGCUCUUGAACUUGUUGCUAUGGACAUGAAAGCCAGGGGUAUGUACGUUUGCCGAACGCUAAGUUAUAAGGGUGCUGCUUUUGCUGCUGUGGAAGCACCUCUAGAGGAAAGAAUGAUGAAUAUGUAUAGAAAGGCAGCUGAAUUUUGGGCCGAGUUGCGUGUUGAACUUCUUUCAGCAAUUGAAUACUAUGCAGAAGAUAAGGGUAAUUCAUCUCAGAUUUGGCGGUUAUACUGGGCAAGCCAUCAGCGUUUCUUUAGGCAUAUGUGUAUGUCUGCUAAGGUACCUGCUGUCGUGAGAUUAGUGAAAGAAGCCUUAGCAGAAGAAAAAUGUGUGGUGAUUGGUCUGCAAAGCACUGGAGAAGCUCGAACAGAGGAAGCUAUCAGUAAAUAUGGUUUUGAAAUGGAAGACUUUGUUUCUGGUCCAAGGGAGUUGCUUCUUAAGCUGGUAGAUGACAAUUAUCCUUUGCCUCCAAAACCUGAUUGUUUUCAGCAAGGUGAAGAAAAAAUUGCAGAGGCUCAGCGUAAACGGCACUAUGGACCUGAUGUAUCCUUUAAAGGACGAGUUAGGAAACUCGCAAAAAUGGAAGAUCUGAGUGAUGAUGGAAGUGAUGAAUAUUCUCUACCAGAGUCAGAACACGAAUCAACAGAUUCUGAAGAGGAAUUCAAUAUGUGUCAAAUCUGCAACACCGAGGAGGAGAAGACAGCAUUGCUUCAUUGUACUGGUUGCGCUGCACAUGUUCACCCUGGUUGUCUGAUUCCUCCUUGGACUGGUAUGAUAACGGAUGAUUGGUCAUGUUAUUCAUGCAAGGAGAAAUUAGAGAGUUACUUCAAAGAGAGAGAUGCUUACAUAACUGAACUCUCCAAGAGGUAUGAUACUGCAGUGGAAAGGAAAUCAAAUAUUUUACAGAUCAUUCGUUCCUUGGAUUUGCCUAAUAAUCCUCUAGAUGAUAUCAUUGAUCAGCUAGGUGGUCCUGACAAUGUUGCAGAAAUAACCGGACGUCGUGGUAUGCUAAUAAGAGCAUCAGAUGGCAAAGGUGUUGUUUAUCAAGCACGGAACAAGAAAGAUGUAGCCUUGGAUAUGAUUAAUAUUCAUGAAAAGCAGCAGUUUAUGGAUGGAGAAAAGCUUGUUGCAAUAAUAUCAGAAGCAGGAUCAGCUGGUGUUUCUCUGCAUGCUGAUCAACGGGCAAAAAAUCAGAGGAGAAGAGUACACAUAACACUUGAACUUCCUUGGAGUGCAGACCGUGCCAUUCAGCAGUUUGGGAGAACCCAUCGUUCCAAUCAAAAUUCUGCACCUGAAUAUAGGCUUCUUUUUACAAAUCUUGGAGGAGAAAAGCGAUUUGCAUCUAUUGUGGCAAAGAGACUGGAGUCUCUUGGAGCUUUGACACAAGGAGACCGAAGAGCUGGACCAUCACUUAGUGCUUUCAACUAUGACAGCAUUUAUGGAAAGAAAGCCUUGAUGAUGAUGUACAGAGGAAUACUGGAACAGGAUGGUCUUCCAGUUUUGCCUUUAGGAUGCUCUGAGGAUCAAGCUAGCCUCCAAGGAUUCAUCACUAAAGCAAAAGCUGCUUUGGUGUCAGUUGGAAUUAUCAGGGAUGCUAUAAUGUGCAAUGGUAAAAAUGGAGGAAAGCUUACUGGCAGGAUUUUUGAUUCUGAUAUGCAUGACGUUGGCCGUUUCCUCAACCGCAUUCUGGGCUUGGCUCCAGACAUCCAGAAUAGGUUAUUUGAUCUUUUCAUGAGUAUACUUGAUAUAGUCAUUCAGAAUGCACGAAGUGAAGGACAGCUUGAUUCCGGUAUUGUUGAUAUCAAAGCAAAAAGUGUUAAAAUGAAAGAUCCACCGAAGACUGUUCAUGUUGAUAGCUUGUCAGGUGCUUCGACAGUGUUAUUUACUUUCACAAUCGACCGUGGAGUUACUUGGGAGUCGGCAAAUGAAAUACUUGAAGAAAGGCAGAAGGAUGGAGCUGGUUCUUCAGAUGGUGGAUUUUAUGAAUCCAGAAGAGAAUGGAUGGGGCGAAGGCAUUACAUGCUAGCAUUUGAAGGCUCAACAGAAGGAAUGUACAGAGUAAUCCGUCCUGCUGUUGGAGAGGCUUUAAGGGAAAUGCCUUUGGUGGAACUUAAAAGCAAGUACAGGAAGGUUUCAUCAAUAGACAAAAUUGGCAAUGGCUGGCAGGAAGAGUAUGAUGCAUCAUCUAAGCAGUGUAUGCAUGGACCCAAAUGCAAACUUGGAAGCUAUUGCACAGUAGGCAGAAGGUUACAGGAAAUCAAUAUUUUGGGUGGCCUAAUACUUCCUGUAUGGGGCAUUGUAGAAAAGGCACUAGCUAAGCAGGUCCGACAAAUUCACAAGAGGAUACGUGUUGCUCGCUUGGAGACGGAAAAUGAUAAUCAGCGCAUUGUUGGACUGAUGAUUCCAAAUGCAGCUGUGGAGUCAGUAUUAGAAGGUCUGCAAUGGGUCCAGGAUAUUGACGAUUGAUUGACUUGACAAGAAGAAAAUUCAUUUCACAUUCUUUUUGGUGGCGUUGCAAACCGAACCAGUCGUCUGUAAAGUUCUUUUUUUUAAGGGGAAUUCAUAUGUAAAGCUGUGGAGGCAGUCGAGCUCACGAGGUGCACCUUUCCCUUUGGUGGAGCCAGACUGCAGGUACAGGGAGCUUUCUCAACUAGUACCUGGCUUUAGUGAUCACUAGACAGAACGCGCAGCGUUGCUGCGCGUAAUUAUAAAUGGACAAUUUAAUUAUUAGUGAUUGUAA
Oryza brachyantha (malo sina) is the source of this 4289-nucleotide messenger RNA. Its product is annotated as protein FORGETTER 1-like. Gene Ontology annotation, biological process: regulation of DNA-templated transcription. Bases 74 to 4015 code for a protein of 1313 amino acids. Gene Ontology annotation, molecular function: chromatin DNA binding; histone binding. Gene Ontology annotation, cellular component: nucleus. The record is from RefSeq and is a predicted model, not a curated record. Lineage: Eukaryota; Viridiplantae; Streptophyta; Magnoliopsida; Poales; Poaceae. The transcript has 32 exons.